GAAAGGCUGUAGGCUACAAACACUAUAGUUAGAUAGUUAUGUGCUCUUAAACGGGGUAAUAACCAUGCACGGCUUCCAGCCCCGUUUGUGUUGGAAAAGACUGACGAAAAUCUGAUUGUUUAAGCCUCUGGGUAAAUACCGCCAAAGACUAAUGCCGGAUUUUAUCCAACACCGCUGGAUGAUGCCGUGCGCUCCUUGACACUGAUUCCCAUCCUCGAACGCGGGAGAGAAAAUGUGGAAAGAGGAAUAUGACUGUCAUUUCGACUUGCUUCUCGAACUUCUUGAUACCAACGUCACUGACGUGCUGUCGGACUCGGACUCGGAGCUGAGCGGUCUGGAGCAGCUGGAGAGAGGCAGCACGGACACCCUGGCCAACAGUUGCCGUGCCGAAUGUAACGCCGCCAAACGCCUUGCCAAGCGCCUGUUCUACCUGGAGGGCUUCAAACGCUGCGAUGUGGCACGCCACCUGGGAAAGAAUAAUGAGUUCAGCCAGCUGGUGGCGUCAGAGUACCUCAGCUUCUUUGACUUCUCUGGUCUGUCAUUGGACAAGGCCCUGAGGAACUUCCUGAAAGCCUUUCCUCUGAUGGGAGAGACCCAGGAGAGAGAGAGGAUCCUGGUCCACUUCUCUAAGAGGUUCUGUGUCUGCAACCCCACAGCCCUCGCCCCCGAAGGAAAGGACAUAUCCGAACGGAAUGAUAAUGAUGAAGAAGAUGAUGACGGAGCCCAUACGUUAACCUGCGCCCUAAUGCUGCUCAACACCGAUCUACAUGGACACAACAUUGGGAAGAAGAUGUCUUGCCAGCAGUUCAUCAGUAAUCUGGAUAGCCUAAAUGACGGCAAAGACUUCCCUAAAGACCUAUUAAAGGUGUUGUAUAAUUCAAUAAAGAACGAGAAGCUUGAAUGGGCAAUUGAGGAAGAGGAGUUCAGGAAGAGUCUAUCAGAGCUGGUGGAGGAGCAGUGUGAGGGAGGGGGGAAGAGGGGGGUUGCCAGGGUAACGGAUGGCAAUAACCCUUUCAUCGCCAUCCCCAUCCUACUCAACGCUGUCACCUAUAAACAUGGUGUCCUGACCCGCAAAAGCCACGCAGACAUGGACGGCAAACGCACCCCACGAGGACGGCGAGGCUGGAAGAAGUUCUAUGCGGUUCUAAAGGGGAUGAUCCUUUAUCUCCAGAAGGAUGAGUACAAGGCUGAUGCAGAGCUGUGUGAGGGGGACCUGAAGAACGCUGUGCGUAUCCACCAUGCGUUAGCCACCCGCGCUACAGACUACAGCAAGAGACCCAACGUCCUCAAACUAAAGACCUCUGACUGGAGAGUGUUCCUACUGCAGGCACCGAGUGAGGAGGAGAUGAUGUCAUGGAUAUUUCGUAUUAACCUGGUAGCAGCUCUGUUCUCUGCCCCGGCCUUUCCUGCUGCCAUCGGCUCCAUGAAGACGUUCUGUAGACCUCUACUGCCCUCCUCUUCUACCCGGCUAAACCAGGAGGAGCAGCUGCAGUUUCACGAGGGGAAGCUGAAGCAGAUGAGUAUGGAGGUGGAGGAACACAGGAAGAGUCCGCCCUCGCCUUCUCCCAAGAGCAGAGAGUGGGAGGAGUACCGAAUCAAAGAGCACUACCUCAUAUAUGAGAAGAGUCGGUACGAGACGUAUAUCAACCUGCUCCAGGCCAAGAUGAGGGCAGAGACAGACGACCUGGAGAAGAUAGAGGCUAGCGUGAUGAGCGGGAUCUGCGAGGGCCGAGGGGGGCGCGAGGGCUACCUCCGGAAGACCCAGUCCUCUCCUUCCAUCAGCCAGCACAGUCUCAACGGCAGGGCCUCUGGACGCACUGCCCCGGGCCAGCGGAGUUGAGAGGAGACCCCCCUUAAAAACACCAUCAUGCACCCCCCUGUAACUGUCCUCUGAGCCAAAGGGCUCACCCCCCUAAAUGCCUAAGCACUGGAUUCAUAUCCAACCAACUCCCCAAAUCAUCCCUCCUUCCUAUUUCAUUGCACAGUAAAGCGGUAAUAAUUGUUCCAGCUAUGCAGUAUUACUGGUGUUAUUUAACCAACAGCUAAUUGUCUCUGGCAGUGCUUAUAAGAACACGUAUAACAGAGAACACGACGAUGUGGGAAAAAUGAUGAAAGAGGAGAGAGGACUUACCUGCAUAAAGGAAGUGACAUCAUAAGGAAGGGUGGAGUGUUUUGGUUUGAGGAGGUGGAUGGUGGAUUUCAGGGUGGAGGGUCACAGUAGCAUCAAGUAGUCUCUCUCACCUGAGCCUUCAACAGGUUUCUCUGGACCAUAUAGAGCAUGGAAACUCAGUGUAUCUGAACAGGCCUAUUGAGCAGGCCUAUGUAACACACCUACUGUAUGAGAGCCUUAUGAUGAUGAACACUUACUCAGACUCUCAGAACUGUUAUGAUGAUCAACUCCUUGCUGUGUAGACUAUUUAUUAUUAAUAUGUAUUUAUUUAUUGUAGAUUUCUUAUUCCACUUGAACCUGAGCUUCAUAUAUGAUAUCAGACUGAAUGAAAGCACUGUGCCAUGUUGUAUAACCCUUGGUUCUAUGUUACUGUCUGGACACCUGUAUUGCUGUUACGCUGAGUGGAAGCUGGGAUGGAGGAAUUUGACUGAGUAUGAGGAGUAACGGUUUAAGGAAAAAAGUGAGAUGUGUUGUUGAAUUGAACAUUUUGAUUACGUUGUGUGUGUGUGUGUGUGUGUGUGUGUGUGUGUGUGUGUGUGUGUGUGUGUGUGUGUGUGUGUGUGUGUGUGUGUGUGUGUGUGUGUGUGUGAGCCAGCGUAGUUGUGGGUUUGAGGUUGAGCGAUGGCCAGUGGACGUGGGGUUCAGGGUUAAAGGAAGCAGGUCUAACGUUAAAGGAUCUGUGUUCUGUGUUGUUAUUCUUUGAUGCAGAAGAAGAGAAGACGUCUCUCCCUGAGUUGGAGCAAGCUCAUCUUCCUGUCAUAUCAUCAUCAGAGUGCAGAUACAACAAUAAAAGACUGAAAGACAAAGCAGCAGGACUGCACAGGCUGAGCAGCAGAGGAAGUAGCAGAAGUGGUGAGCAGCAGAGGAAGUAGCAGAAGUGGUGAGCACCAGAGGAAGUAGAGGAAGUGGUGAGCAGAAGAGGAAGUAGAGAAAGUGGUGAGCAGAAGAGGAAGUAGAGAAAGUGGUGAGCAGCAGAGGAAGUAGAGGAAGUGGUGAGCACCAGAGGAAGUAGAGGAAGUGGUGAGCAGCAGAGGAAGUAGAGAAAGUGGUGAGCAGCAGAGGAAGUAGAGGAAGUGCUGAGCAGCAGAGGAAGUAGAGAAAGUGGUGAGCAGCAGAGGAAGUAGAGAAAGUGGUGAGCACCAGAGGAAGUAGAGAAAGUGGUGAGCAACAGAGGAAGUAGAGGAAGUGCUGAGCAGCAGAGGAAGUAGAGAAAGUGGUGAGCAGCAGAGGAAGUAGAGGAAGUGCUGAGCAGCAGAGGAAGUAGAGGUAGUGCUGAGCAGCAGAGGAGGUAGAGGAAGUGGUGAACAGAACACAGCGUUACACGUGGUGUAGAAUCAUAUUCCUAUCGGAGACCAGAGAGAGGAGACUAACCCAGCUCUCUCGGAACCAUGGAAAGAUGGAGGAAGAAAGGAAGGCAGUGUUUCUGCUGGACUACAUUAUUCUUCAUUGAACUUUGAAACUCAUCUCUUUCUCCCUUCCCCCUCUCCUGACUGGACUUCAGAUGGGAUUGUGUCCCUAAUUCCUAUUAUCUCUUUCUCGACACUAAAGCGGUACGGAAUAUUUGCACAGUCAGACCAGACACAGGGGCUAUAUACAUAGAUCCUGUGUUUUUCUAUUCCAUAGUGAUGAGACUGGAUCAUUGAUCCUUAGUUAUGUUUACUGAAGUGGAAUUCAGAAUCAGAACUCCCAUUUUAUACCUUAUUAGUUAUGUCUUUCUUACUCUGAGGACCGACCUUGUCACUUUGGCUGUUGUGCUAACUAACCAUUGUUUCCCCUAUGUUUUAGGGUAGAGCAGUGCUGUUGUAAUAUAGAAAUGUGAGAAGGUUUUUUACUGUGCUGGUCCUGUCUAAAAUAUUAGUAUGUAUUAUUUUUUUUAACUAAGGAAGCUAGGGCACUUUGUUGUAAAGAAAUGUUAUAUAGUUGUUCUGUUUGUUUUGGGCAGUUUAAAGUGAAAUACACCUUUACUAGUUAUUAUU
Molecule: messenger RNA, 4146 nt
Organism: Salvelinus namaycush (lake trout)
Lineage: Eukaryota; Metazoa; Chordata; Actinopteri; Salmoniformes; Salmonidae
Product: PH and SEC7 domain-containing protein 2-like
Exons: 13
Coding region: 233-1840 (535 amino acids)
Biological process (GO): regulation of ARF protein signal transduction
Molecular function (GO): phospholipid binding; guanyl-nucleotide exchange factor activity; protein binding
Source: RefSeq, a predicted model, not a curated record